This is a messenger RNA of Melitaea cinxia (Glanville fritillary), 1096 nucleotides long. RefSeq names its product 3-oxoacyl-[acyl-carrier-protein] reductase FabG-like. Gene Ontology annotation, molecular function: oxidoreductase activity. The coding region runs from base 160 to 924 and encodes 254 amino acids. NCBI's taxonomy places the organism in Eukaryota, Metazoa, Arthropoda, Insecta, Lepidoptera, Nymphalidae. The transcript has a single exon. The record is from RefSeq and is a predicted model, not a curated record.
UCAAGGAAAACUGACUUCUUCAUUUAACUGGAACGAAGUAAACAAGUUGUUAAAUUUACAUAACAAUUCGUUAUCUAUUUUUAUAUUUGAUAAGCGUUAAUUGUAGAGCACAUUUAAAACGUCAACCCACCCAAUAAGUGAAAUAUUGAUGAAAUAAAAAUGAAUUUCGCCGGAAAAGUAGUAAUCGUUACCGGUGCUAGUUCGGGCAUCGGGGCCGCAACAGCCGUGUUCCUGUCGCGACUCGGCGCUAAGCUAUCCUUGACCGGAAGAAAUGUGAAAAACUUGCAAAAUACUUUCAAGGACUGCGAAAAGUUAACAUCCGCGUUUAUCGUACAAGCUGAUCUUACUAAAGAGAAGGAAAUCGAAAAAAUCGUUAAAGACACCGUCGACCACUAUGGUCAGAUCGACGUAUUAAUCAAUAAUGCCGGCAUUAUUGAGACUGGAACAAUCGAGAACACGAGCUUAGCUCAAUAUGACCGUCUUAUGAACACGAACGUUCGCUCCAUCUACUAUCUGACUAUGUUGGCUGUUCCACACUUGCUCAAAACUAAAGGAAAUAUAGUUAAUGUCUCCAGUGUGAAUGGUAUUCGUUCCUUCCCUGGUGUCUUGGCCUACAACGUAUCUAAGGCGUCUGUUGACCAGUUUACAAGGUGUGUGGCAUUAGAGCUUGCCGCUAAAGGGGUUCGAGUGAACUGUGUGAACCCUGGAGUAAUAUUGACCGAGCUUCAGAAGCGUGGAGGUCUCACUGAUGAGCAAUAUGCAGCAUUUUUAGAGAGGACCAAAGAAACUCAUGCUUUAGGCAGACCAGGAAAGCCAGAUGAAGUGGCUGCAACUAUUGCAUUCUUGGCGAGUGACUUAGCUAGUAACAUUACUGGUGCUAGUCUACCAGUUGAUGGAGGUCGCCAUGCUAUGUGCCCUCGCUAAAAACAAUAUUUCUUAUAUACUGUUGUAUAAAGAAAUAUCAAGUUCUUCUAAAACGAUGUGCCGUAAUUUUUUAUUUUUGUUAUGGAUCUGUAAUGUUUAAGUGUAAUUUUUGUCAUUUUAUAUGCAUUUAUAUUGGUUUUUACUUGGUAUUUAAUAAAUAUUUACAAAUGUU